This is a messenger RNA of Melampsora larici-populina 98AG31, 1899 nucleotides long. RefSeq lists its product as uncharacterized. The transcript has a single exon. The record is from RefSeq and is a predicted model, not a curated record. NCBI's taxonomy places the organism in Eukaryota, Fungi, Basidiomycota, Pucciniomycetes, Pucciniales, Melampsoraceae. The coding region runs from base 1 to 1899 and encodes 632 amino acids.
AUGACAAUUUACAAUCAAGGAAACCUAGGAUCCUGGGGGCCAUGGAGCUCUCUUCUUGUACUGUUUCUGAAGAUUUUGUCUCUCAAGUUAUGCACAGGGCUUCAUCCAGAAAGUGAAAUAUGGGGUAGUCCAAAAUGUACAUCAGAAUAUAGCUCUUGGAUGGAAGUGGAUUAUCCUCCAGAUUAUCAUCCUCCAGAAGAAGUCCACUCAGAUUCAUCUGAUUGUGUCCAAGUUCCAAGAUUGAACAGAAGUCUACACAUGCACACAUCCAUUCCAAACUCACAAUUUGAUGAUGUCCCAGGAGAAGCAACACCAGCACACGCAGAGAGUGGCUUGACACAGAUAGAAGCUGCAGAUGAAUCCAAACCAAGAAAAAGGAAGAAACAAAUUCAAAACAUUGUAGAGGACAGUGAUGGAGACAUAUUCAAGACAAUAUAUAUGGAGGUCCCUUCAAGCAGGCAUCACAAUUUACAAGGAGGUAUAAACAAGGUCCCAAGGCCAAGAAUACAUUCACAAUCUCAUUGGAAAGUCAGCAGGAGUCCCAGGACAAAUAAUCAACUUUUCCUGUUUCAGAAGAUUGGAAUCCUCAAUGCAAAUUGGUCCCCAACACUUUGUUACAAGAUAUUUGAGUCUUUCCUUGAGAUAUACAAGGCUUUGGAGUUCAAAUGUCAAUAUAAUCCUGAAGCAAUCAAAUCUGCAACUCAGGCAGUGAAGAAUGCAAGCUAUGGGGUUGUUAUGGUAUUUCUUGGUCUUAUAAGGGUCUGUGAGGCUGAAGGCAGAAGGAAGGACCAUCUUGAAUAUCUUUUGAAUGAUGGCUGGGAUUAUGUUGAAAAUUUCUUUCAGAACUGGAAGAAUGUAGAACUUGAAGAUCUUGCAUCUAAGGAUCAUACUAAAUUUAGAUCACAACAUGCAUCUGAUCCUUAUUUCCACCUGAGGUAUUUGAAGGGAAUUGAUAACCCCAACAAAGUAUCUUUCUCACUGGUUUAUAUACUUGCAUUAGAUUGGUCACAAAAGAGAGGAACACCUGGCAUACCUGGAGGUGGAAUAUCUCAGCAUAUGCAAAGACUUGUGGAUAUAUAUGAAGCUGAUUCAAAUUCCUUUCAAGGUGGUCUUUAUGGAAGGAUGGGUAUCAGGAACCACACAUUCUGGGGAGCAGAACAGUUUUCAAGACAGUAUUGGUAUGCAUAUGGAGAUACAGCCAAACCACCACAAGAUGUCCUGUUAUUGAGUUCAAAGGCUGCACAGUUUCAUACACCCAUUGGCAGAGAAAUGUGUCAAACUGUUCAUAUUUUCUUUGAAGACCUGAUCAAUGAUCUAAAUCAGAUAUACCUGGCAAUGAAUGGACAUCCACAUUUUAACAAUCUAGCACCUAAAGUGGUCCAAGAGAUGGGUAUCAUAGCGCAAGCUGUCAGCAUGGCAGAGUACAAAGUUACGGUUGUGGUACUUGGCAUGAUAAGGAUUCUGAACAAAGAAAACUUUACUGACUCACAAAUUGAGAAAUUGAUAAUGAAUGCAUGGAACUUUCUCAAGAAGAAGUUUUCUGAAUGGAGGUUGUUAUAUUUCCAUCCAAAAUAUUCUCCACACCUCUUCAACCAUGAUUCGGUGAAUCUUGAGUAUGGCAUCCAGGCUGAUAGUCCUGAAGCUCUUUUUCUUGGGCUUGGUGGGUUCAAACGCAAGAAUUACUUUCCAAAGCGGUGUAUUGCUUGUUUGUUUCAUUCAUGGAUGGAUUCAGUAGCUCAAAGCAAGCCAGGUUCCCAGGAAUACAUGGAGAAUCUAACUGAAAUUCAAGGCAUCCCUUCAGGAAGCAUAGAAAAAUGGAACUUAUCCCUUAGAAGUCAAGAUCACAUGUAUCAAUUACCUCACACAACUCCACAUCAAGCAACUGGUGGAGACACCUGA